This is a messenger RNA of Rotaria socialis, 1026 nucleotides long. The record is from the annotation of a GenBank genome assembly. NCBI's taxonomy places the organism in Eukaryota, Metazoa, Rotifera, Eurotatoria, Philodinida, Philodinidae.
AUGAGUAAAAAAGAAAGAAAAGCUCGUUCAUUGGUGAAAACCAGUGAACCAACAGCGUCUGCGCAAGAAUCUAAUACUGAAAACAGAUCAUCAGCGUCUGCAUUGACAACAUCUUCAUCCAUUAUCAAAGGUGUAUGCGAUGAUAGUUUACUUAAUGGAACAUGUGAAAAUAUAAAUUGCAAUCUGUUACAUCUCAAUGAAUCCAUACAACUUACUGAUGGUCAUUUUCACGACCGCCUAUUACCAGAAAAUUGGUCAUGCGCUAUUGAACCAUUGAAAAAUAUUGAACAGUUCAUCGGUAUUACUAAUGUCCACAAAUCAUCGAUGUGGAAUAAUACCGUUUCAAUCGUACCAGAAUCUCUCAAAUCUAAAAUUCGACUGUAUGAAGCAUAUGGUAUUCAUCCACGCUAUUUGGAUACUGAUCCACAUAAUGAUUUACUCGAGCUUCGUAAUCUGAUACAAACACGUCCUAUGGUAGCUGUAGGCGAAUGUGGUCUUGAUGUACUUAAUAGUGGACAAUUAUCAUUACAAACUGAAAUAUUUACAUCGCAAAUCGAAUUAGCUAAUGAAUUUCAUCUACCACUUAUUAUUCAUUGUCGCCAAUUGGACCAGCAACUAUUUGAUAUUCUUAAAAGAACUGCGUUAGAUUCAUCAAUGAAAAUUCAGUGGCAUUGUUGUCAUUCGAAAGGUGCAUCUGUUUAUCGUGAAUUUCUCGAUUAUUUCCCAUCGAGUUUAUUAAGUAUUGGUGGUAUGUGUUGUCAUUCAGGUGAAAAAAGUAUACAAAAAUUAGUAAGAGAACUGUUUGAAUCGGAAACGAAUGAAAAUCAACGAAGAUUUGUAUUUGAAACGGACUCGCCUUAUCUAAAAUCUUCAUCAUUGUUGAUUAAUACAGACAACAAUUGUCCAAUAUUAGGCACUUUAACAGCAAGUGCUUAUGUAACAAGAAACAUUUUAAAAAAUGAUCAAUGGACAGAAAAUUUAAAAUUAAAUACAAAUAGGCUUCAGCAAUUUUUUAAUUUGAAAUAA